AUGAAGUUUUUCGGAGCCAUCAUCUCUCUCUUCGCAGCUGCCACUAUGGCAGAACAGUACGCUGCCGGCACAAACUGCCACACAAACACCGAGUGCAAUGCCAACUGUAUGGAUGGUACUUGGACGAUCCAGCAGUACUACACUGCAAACUGCGUCCCGCAAAACGGGCGCUACCAGCCCAGCGACCCCAAGCAAAUCAAGGCUUGCGAGACCGUCGGUGGUCUGGUGAGAAGGACUUGGAAAAGAAAAUAUAACGACGCCUGCUAUGCGAAUAUGUUCUACAAGUCGAUCUUUGCUGCCUACGUGACGGCUGAUGCGGCCAAGGAUGCUGUGGGCUGCAAGGAUGACACUGUCUUUGCCGAAUAG
Messenger RNA from Penicillium manginii, 366 nucleotides. RefSeq lists its product as uncharacterized. Bases 1 to 366 code for a protein of 121 amino acids. Lineage: Eukaryota; Fungi; Ascomycota; Eurotiomycetes; Eurotiales; Aspergillaceae. The record is from RefSeq and is a predicted model, not a curated record. The transcript is spliced from 3 exons.